CUCCCAGGUUGCAGUUUCAUUCAUUGGAUCCUUGCCUUACAACGUCAUCAUUGCCUGGUCUGUUUACUACUUGUACCGAUCUUUCUGGUCAGUGUUGCCAUGGACGACAUGUGGCAACUGGUGGAACACGCCCCUGUGUGUCACUAAGCUUAGCAACAGCUCAUCAAUCACUGACGCCUACAUGACGAACAGUACGGAGGAUCAGCAGCUGCUCAACUCUGUAUGGCGGAAGCCGAAUGUAACGUUGACGGCGUCAGAGGAGUUUUGGCAGUACAACACACUGCGAGUGUCGAGCGGUAUCGACAAUUUCGGAACAGUUCAGAAUCAUCUGGUCCUCUGCAUCCUUGUCUCGUGGGUUCUUGCAUUUCUGUGUAUGGUUAAAGGUGUGAAGUCUGUUGGAAAGGUUGUGUACGUGACUGCCCUUCUUCCCUACGUUCUCCUGACGGCUUUGCUGGUCAGGUCGUGCAUGAUGCCGGGUGCUGGGGAGGGUAUCCUGUAUUUCCUUCGUCCAGACUUCUCUCGGCUCGGCAAUGUACAAGUUUGGCUGGAAGCUUUGCUACAAGGUUUUUAUUCUAUGAGUACAACGUACGGAGGCCUCAUCACCAUGAGCAGCUACAACAACUUCCACAACAACUGCUUCAGAGACGUGAUGUUACUUACUGUCAUUGGUGAAGCCAGCAGUAUAUUCUGUGGUCUUGUGGUCUUCUCUACCCUGGGCUUCAUGGCACAUCAGUCUCAAAUACAUAUAUCAGAAGUCGUAUCAUCGGGUUCUGGACUAGGGUUUAUCAUCUAUCCCGAAGCAAUCGCCCAGCUUCCAGUGUCUCAGAUGUGGGCAGUGCUCUUCUUCAUCAUGCUGCUAACAAUUGGAAUAGAUUCUGUGUUUGGAAUCCUGGAAACGGUAAUAGCUGCCAUAAUAGAAACCUACCCAAAGUUCCUGCAACAUCGAAGGGUGUAUGUCACUGCUGGAGUGUGUCUGUUCAACUUUCUAAUUUCCAUCCCCUAUGCAACUGAAGGUGGCGUGUACCUGUUUCAACUAUUAGACUGGUAUGCGUCCUCGUUCAACAUACUGAUCGUUGGUUGUCUGGAGUGUGUCGCCAUCAAUUGGAUCUAUGGUUCUGAAAGAUUUAGCGACGAUGUUGAAAUGAUGAUGGGAAGACGUUACCCGUCGGUGCUGAAAGUCUUGUCUUCCUACUUCUCCCCUGUCAUCCUCUUUGCGUCCCUGAUUCUUUCCCUGUUUGUCUACGACCCUCCAAGCUAUGGCGAGUACAUCUACCCUGAAUACGCAAAGGUGAUCGGAAUCUUAAUGGCAGUUGUGAUGUCAUUGCCAAUACCUGUCAUGUUGGUAUACCAGCUCAUAAAGCAGAAAGGAACAUUUCUUGAGCGUCUCCGUCUCGCAAGCUCUCCGUCUACUGAUUGGGGUCCAUUCCUGCCCGAGGACAAAGAACGGUAUCUUCAGAAGAUGCACAAUCAACCAGAACAUCUUGCCUUGCAACGAUUAUACUCCACGGACAACCCACAUGACGCAUACGAAAAAACAGAGGAUGCCCAGGGAUGUGUUACUACUGAAGCAUAGUCUUAUAUGUUAUGUUUGUUCACUAUGUUUUACGUAUUUCUUGGUAUUUAACAUAAAGUUUCAUGCCACUGUGAGCAAUAGUGUAGGAUUAGAUCGUUCAGAUAUCGAUGUCAGCAGCUUCGUAAUAGAAGUAAAACUACAUUGUGACGUCAUUUCAUCAUCAUCGAUUACCAUUUGGGUUAAUGAAGUAAUUAAUGAAUAUACCUUCCUAGCUACUAGAAUUGCACAUGCUUUCUUUUAUACAUUUGUAUUUGGUGAUGGUUAACAAUAAGUAAAAUAUUCAUGUGUCA
Haliotis rubra (blacklip abalone) is the source of this 1863-nucleotide messenger RNA. Its product is annotated as sodium- and chloride-dependent glycine transporter 2-like. The record is from RefSeq and is a predicted model, not a curated record. Lineage: Eukaryota; Metazoa; Mollusca; Gastropoda; Lepetellida; Haliotidae. Gene Ontology annotation, cellular component: membrane. The transcript has 11 exons. Bases 182 to 1573 code for a protein of 463 amino acids. Gene Ontology annotation, biological process: sodium ion transmembrane transport.